AUGUUCUUCUUCUUAUUGUUGAUAUCAAUUGCAAUUGCUGCUCCAGCUGUUGAUGCAGGAAAACAAACUGGAAUUGAAGUUAGUAAGAACAAAGCUAAAGCAGUAAAUAAUUUAAGAAAAGCUGAGACACUUAAAGAGAAAUCUAUUAAUGCCAAGUCAUCAGGAAACAAAGUUGUUGCUAAAGAUUUAAAGAAAAAGUCAACUAAACUUGUUAAAAAAGCUGUUAAAGAACAACAAAAAGCUGUUGUCCCAACUAAGAAACAAGUCAAAAAAGCAGUAAAGAAACAAUUAAAUAAAGCAUCUAAAUUAAUUAAACAGGCUAAAGAAGCUAGAAAAGAAGAAAAAGUUGCUAAACAAAAUGGAAAUAUUCAAGUUGCUGCUCAAAUGAAAAAUGUAGCAGGUUCUUUAGUUAAGAAAGCCAUUAAAAAACAAGUUAAAGCUAUGAAUAUUGCUAAAACUAAAGUUGUUAAGAAAUCACAAAAGAAAUCAGUCAAGAAAGCUGUUAAAAAAGCAAUUAAAUUAGAGAAGAAAGCAGUAAAAGAUGCUGCUAAAGGAAACAUUAAUAAAGCUAAUAAAGAAGUUGCUCAAGCAAAAAAAAUUGUUAAAAAAGCAGGAAAUAAAGCAGCAGUUAAAGCUAAGACAGUAACAAAAGCUGUUAAACUUGCUAAUAAAGCAAUACUUACAGAAAAGAAAGUAGUUAAAUCACUUCUUAAUGGUAAUGUUAAAAACGCUAUCAAACAAGUUAGUAAAGUUCAAAAUCAAAUGAAGAAAGCACAAAAAUCACUUGGAGCAAAAUCUAAAAAGGUUAGUGUAAAGAAAGCAAGUAAAUUAAUUAAGAAAUCAGCUAAGACUGAAAAGAAAGCUAUAAAAGUUAUUGCAAAAGGUAAUGCUCGUAAGGCACAACAACUUAUUAAAAAAGCAGUUAAAAUUGCUAAAAAAUCUGUUUCAAAGAUUCCAAAACAAAAAUCAUCAAAAAAAAUUGCUAAAGUAAUUAAAAAGGUAGUUACACUUGAACAAAAGGCAUUCCAAAAAGUAGUUACUGGAAAUCAACGUAUUGCUAAGAAUAUAAUUAAAAAAGCAGUUAAAUUAUCUAAAAAAGCAGUUAAAGCAGCUAAGAAAUUAAAUGGAAAGAAGUUAGCAAAUAAAGAUUCUGUAAAGAAAGUUGCUAAAAAGCAAACUAAGAAACAAGCUAAAAAGGUUGUCAAAAAAGUUGCUAAGAAACAAGUUAAGAAAUUAGUUAAAAAGAUGUUCAAUACACCAGUUGUUAAGAAAUACGUCCCACAAAAACCAAGAUACUAUAAACCAACAAAGUUUGUUACUCCAGUUGAGUCUACUGCUGGAGGAUUUGUCCAACCAUUGAAUUCACCAUACGUUGCAUGUUCUCAUUAUGCCCAUUAA
This is a messenger RNA of Entamoeba nuttalli P19, 1398 nucleotides long. RefSeq lists its product as hypothetical. The coding region runs from base 1 to 1398 and encodes 465 amino acids. The transcript has a single exon. The record is from RefSeq and is a predicted model, not a curated record. NCBI's taxonomy places the organism in Eukaryota, Evosea, Mastigamoebida, Endamoebidae.